Molecule: messenger RNA, 3321 nt
Organism: Bicyclus anynana (squinting bush brown)
Lineage: Eukaryota; Metazoa; Arthropoda; Insecta; Lepidoptera; Nymphalidae
Gene: tyn
Exons: 17
Coding region: 264-2372 (702 amino acids)
Source: RefSeq, a predicted model, not a curated record
UCUUCUUCACCGUUUCAUUCUGUUUGAGACGCUUCGGUGGCGUGUUCCGCGUACGCCCGUCUCUUCGGUGCCGGUCUCGCGGGCUUUCAUUCCUCCCCUCACUCCGAUUAGGUUCCGACUUAGUGCUCUUCGCAAAGGACAGUUCUAUUACGUGUUGAAUUGAACUUGCUCGUGUUUUGGUGACCCUGAAGCAAAGUCAGAUAUUGGGAGAACGAAAGUUGGAAUAAGAUUUUUAUACGCUUUAGUUAGGUUGAAGUGUCAGUAUGAGGGGCAAAUACCUGGGCCUGGCACGGAUAGCCUUACUACUACUGCAGUCUUCAUUCGUUCUUAGUCGAAUCGCAUUCGAGAAGCUGACGGAUGUCGAUUUUUCGGGCACUGCGUACUACACCGUGCGAAACCUCUCACUCUACGAGUGUCAGGGUUGGUGCCGAGAGGAGCCGGACUGUCAGGCUGCUUCUUUUAGUUUCGUGCUAAAUCCUUUGACUCCAGUGCAAGAGACACGUUGUUUGUUGCAAAAUGACACUCAAGCAAAUAACCCUAUGGCAAUGCCGCAGCGUUCAGUCAACACAUACUACAUGGUGAAACUCCAAGUGCGGUCGGAGAAUCUGUGCCUCCGGCCUUGGGCAUUCGAAAGGGUGCCAGGCAAGGCGCUCAGGGGCCUCGACAAUAGUAUAAUCUACACCUCCACUAAGGAGGCCUGCCUCGCUGCCUGUCUCAAUGAGAAAAAGUUCCCGUGCCGGUCAGCGGAGUACGAAUACGGCAGCAUGCGGUGUGCGCUCAGUGACUCCGACCGACGCACGGCGCAACACUUUGUGCAGCUUGUCGAUACUCCCGGAACGGAUUACUUUGAGAAUUUGUGCCUGAAGGCGUCGCAAGCGUGCAAGGGCCCGAGAGUGUUCACCGCGCCGCGUGUGGGAGUGGCGGAGGACAAAGUGGCGCAGUAUGCCGGCCUACACUACUACACUGACAAGGAGUUGCAGGUGACAUCAGAAUCAGCUUGUAAACUGGCAUGCGAAAUCGAAUCAGAGUUCCUCUGUCGCUCGUUCCUGUACCUCGGAGCCCCUCACUCCGCCGCCUACAACUGCCGCCUCUACCACCUCGACCACCACACGCUGCCCGACGGACCGUCCGCGUACCUGAACGCUGAGCGACCUCUCAUUGAUGAUGGAGAACCUAUCGGAAAAUAUUUCGAGAACUUUUGCGAGAAACCACCUGCCAAUCCCAGCGGAGAACUGCCUGUCACGAUAGAGCAUCAACAGGACGUGAACAUGUCCAGCAACUUAUCUAGGAACGACGCCAACUGUGACAAGACCGGCACUUGCUACGAUGUAUCGGUGCACUGCAAGGACACAAGGAUCGCAGUGCAAGUCCGCACGAAUAAGCCUUUCAAUGGAAGAAUUUAUGCCCUCGGCCGCUCGGAGACUUGCAACAUCGAUGUAGUGAACAGUGAUCUAUUCAGACUGGACCUCACGAUGGCCGGACAAGAUUGCAAUACACAGAGCGUCACUGGUGUAUACUCCAACACGGUAGUCCUCCAACAUCACAGCGUGGUGAUGACCAAAGCGGACAAGAUCUACAAAGUGAAGUGCACAUACGACAUGAGCUCUAAGAACAUCACAUUUGGCAUGGUGCCCAUCAGAGACCCCGAGAUGAUAUCGAUCACCGCGGCCCCCGAGGCGCCGCCACCGCGUAUCCGCAUCCUGGACAGCCGCCAGCGCGAGGUGGAGACCGUGCGAAUCGGGGACCGGCUCACCUUCCGCAUCGAGAUACCAGAAGACACUCCGUACGGUAUUUUUGCACGAAGCUGUGUGGCUAUGGCGAAGGAUUCCAAGAGCACCUUCCAGAUUAUCGACGACGAAGGAUGUCCAGUUGAUCCCUCAAUCUUCCCCGCGUUCUCACCCGAUGGCAACGCUCUCCAGUCUGUGUACGAAGCCUUCAGAUUUACUGAAUCUUACGGUGUCAUAUUCCAGUGCAACGUCAAAUACUGCCUUGGGCCUUGUGAACCGGCGGUGUGUGAAUGGGGACGGGAAUCAAUCGAGUCUUGGGGCAGAAAGAGACGUUCGCUGCCCCAGAAUGAAACAGGCGAAUCCCACAGCCAGGAGGAAGAUAUGAACAUCUCCCAAGAGAUCCUAGUCCUAGACUUUGGUGAUGAGCGACAGAGCACGGACUUCUUGAGAUCAGACAAACCAGGUGGCACUGCUUCAGAAGCUAACUUUGGUGAAAAAACUGUGACAAUCGUGGAGCCAUGCCCCAGUAAGGCUUCGGUAUUAUUACUAGGAGUUGCCUGUGCGCUCUUAGUCCUGCUGUACAUUGCGACAAUCUUCUGCUACUACAUGCGUAAAUGGCUGACACCUCCGAAACACAUGUCGUAAUCCACACCAGAAUGGUAGAGGCCAUUGCAAUAAUUUGUGGUCCCAAGAAAUCGUGUAACGUUCCAUUGCCUGUAUUACUAAGGAACUUGUGAUACAAAUGACUGAUUCGAAUUUCCAUGAUGUUCAUGUCAUUAUAUCCGUCCAUUUUGUAGGUUAAGGUACUGUGGUGACCGAAUAUGUCGAAUAAAAUGUAACCACCGCGUGUUUUGCAUUUACCUGAAGGUAACCCAUUGCAUUUUAAAGCAUUUAAUAAUUUUAAGUAGUUAUACAAUAGAGGUACAACUUGUCGCUAAUAUUAAAUUUAUAAUUUUUGCAAAUGAUGCUGUAAUGCUUAUAUAAUAUAGCCGCAUCAAAUUAAAGUAAUAUUAGAUAUUAGGUGCCUUAGUGUAUGGAGUUAAUUAUAUGUUCUGAAUUUGCAUUUAUUAUUGUAUAAGCAAAUGUAGCUAGAUGAUUUUUGAAACUAAAUAGCUCCUUUUGGAAUAUUCCCUGAAAAUUAUAAAAAAACAAUUUUAGCCUAUACGUUUGAGGGGAAUAUUCUGAAUUUUUAAUUUGUUUAGUUAAUAUUGAAUUUGGCAGAACUUCUCUAGGCAAAAGAAUUAUUAUUAUUAUAGAUUAGGAGGUCUUAUUUAAUUGUGCCUAUUAAUAACUAGUUUGCAUUUAUACUUGUAACAUUAUUAUUUAAACACUUUAAAGAGCAAAAAAUCUUGUAAAUAUACUGUUACCUGUCGCCUGGCGCUAACAGUUAUGAUUUCUUAUAAAUCUCAUUGGACUUUCAGUUGGGUUCUGUAGAAAUUGGAAUUUAUUUUAUACACUUUAAUUAAAAUUAGCAUACAUGUGUUUCUCUUAACCCAACUUGAGAUUUCUUUUUUUAUUUAUUUAGAAUUAAUACUUAUUACAAUUAUUUAUUUUCUUAUUUUAUUUUAUAAAUGAAAUAAAUUUGUACAAAUCA